CAUGUUCAGAUUUCGCUUUUCGCCGGGAGCUUCUCUCCAGUUCUCUCCGCGUAACGCGCCGCGGCCCCCAGCGCGUCAUUGACUCUGCGCAACUUCAUACUUACUCGUUGAUAAGGGUACAUACAUGCGCCAUUCGUAUUCGGAAAUGACGGCUUCACGUAGAGUUGGCCCGUUUUGCGUUUCAACUGCCCUUGUAUGCGCGCUCGCGCUGGUAGUAUCGCGAGCUUCGGCAACACAAUCAACACGAUCGCUUAAACAAUCUACUUCGGCCGUGGGGGUCGCGACGCCUUCGCCGACCCCAUUCACAGCGGGGCCAUGCCCCUGCAAAGAAGGCGACGGCUUGGUGUGCGUUAACAAGACGUGCCAGUGCCGCUCUGGCACCACCUAUUGCGGAGCAAACGACGGCUGUGUGAACCUGUCGAAGGACAAUGACAUGCAUUGCGGAGCCUGUAACAACAAGUGCACAGGUGGCGCCAAGUGCCGCAACGGCAAGUGCGUCUGCCCCAAGGGCAAGGUGCGGUGCGGCGCGGGAUGCGUCGCUGUUGCCAGCUUCCAACGCGAUGAGCGCAACUGCGGCGGCUGCGGCACAGUGUGCGGUACCGGACAGACGUGCGACACGGGCAUCUGCGUGUGCCCGGAUCUCCCUGCGUCGAGUAACGGGGGCACGCGUCUUCAACAGUUCUGGGACGACGACCUGAAGACGUGCGUUGCCCUUCGGCCCGGCGAGUGCAAGGGCGGCUUCCUAACCGCCGCCGGUGGUUUCAACCGCUCCGGGAAUGUGCCAUACCCGAGCCAACCGCAAAACACGCUGUUUGCAUUUCUGACCGCCGCGUCAUACGACUGGUUUUGGGGUCUGUCUCCGAAGACGCCCGACAAGGCUUUCACAGCCUGCAUGCAGAGGUGGGGCAUCGUGGCCCCGCCCGUCGUCAAGAACUACCGGGUGAAGCCGGCGCAGCAGGGCAGCACGACCCCGGCGGUGACGUACACAACCAUUGUGAUGCGCACAGCUACGGACGUGUUCGUGCUGCUGCGAGGGGACGAAAACCGGGCCUCGUGGCUCGCCCCCCUCAGCGCCCAGACCGAAAGUGCCGGAGAGUGGUUUACCAUGGACACGCGGCUUCAGGUGGACAUGAAAGCGGCAUUCAGCGCCACCGACGUGGACCUAUUGCGGGCGGUGCGGAAGGCCUACACGGAGGUGGGCGUCAAGCCGGCGGGGGCGGCGGCAGGCGGCGGCAACACCUCGCGCAUCUACGUGGCGGGACACGGCAUGGGCGCUGGCGUGGCAGCGAUUGCCGCGCUGCGUCUGAUCACGGCCCUUGGAGUGCGCGGGCCCUUCAUGGGCGGCGUGUACCUGUUCAAUGCGCCGCGUGUGGGCAAUGACGUGUGGCGUAACGGCUACAACAACCUACUUGGGCCCAGGACGCUGCACUACAGGAUUGCCAGGGACUACUUCCCGGUGCCGCCCCUGUCCGCGGGCCUGCGCGAUGUGGGCAACACCGUCAUGUUCUGUCCCAACAUGCUGGUGGCGCCGUACAACGCCAGCCAGGACGCUCACUCCAGCUUGGCGGUCAACUGCCAGAUUGGGCCCGAGUCUUGGGCCCCCAGCAACACGGCUCUCUUCCUGCCCUCGGCGGCGUAUGACAUCCUGCAAGCCCGCAUUGGAACUCCUUGUAUCCUGAAAGCGUCGCAAAGCUGCAAUAUGGUGCCAAACUGCCAGGCGUCUGACAAGCCGACCAAGGGCACCAAUGACACCUACAGCAUGCACUGCCUCGGCUGCUUCGAGGACUCGGACUGCGCGGCGCUGGGCUACCCUGUGGCCUUCUGCGACAACUUCCGAUCCGACUCGCCCUCCGCCUGCCACAUCGCCGUGCCUAACGGCCGGGCGUGCGACCUAGACAGGGAUUGCUCCAGCGGGCACUGCGUGACGGGCGUCUGUCGGCAAUGCGAUGAAGACAACCACUGCGUCAGCGGCACCUUCUGUGAGGCGCCGCUCUCUGGCCCCAGCGUCAACCCGCUGCGCCCCGACCUGCUGUACUCGUGUCGUACUGCCUUCCGGCGCGGCGAGGCGUGUGGCCGCGACCGGCAGUGCCGCAGCGACCGAUGUAACAGCACCAUGACCACACCCACCUGCCUUUGAUGAGCUAAUCGCAACUUACUUGAGGUGGAUGCGCUUUUGACGCCAUAAAGUGCGGAUUACGUGGUAUGAAGGUAAUCCCUGCGGAUAUCCUCGUUUGUGGUCCUGCCGAGAAGGCCGUAAACGAACAGGAGCGCACAUGGGGAGGGCGUCAUGUAUGAUCUGACUCUACAAAUAAGACCGCCCACAUCGAACGGCACAUGAGCCCGCCGGCCGAUUGUACAUAAAUGUUUGAUGCUGUACCUAUACAUAAGUUACCGGGAAGUGCCUAGAGGCCAUGAGGUUUGCGUGUAUGUGCGUGUGUCGGUGUGUGUUCUUUGGUGUGGUUUUCGUAGGCGGCUCAUGCAUUGGACAGCGGACGAGCACGGCUGGAAAGACGCACGUGCAAAAUUUGAAGGCGCGCAUGCCUUCACGGGUCUCGUUUUGGAUGUGCAUGCAGAAAGCGUAGCACCCAUGUCUGUCAUUGUGGCUCGGACGGGGCGCACAGAUGAAGUGGUUGGCUGCGGCAGAAGCCCGGUGGCUGCUCCACAUCCUUGUCCAGGCUUCUCAACCCAUAUAGAGGCGUGUUGCAGGCUGUGUGCCAGCCAGCCACGUCACUGCGGCAUGUGUGGCCAGCCCAUGCAGCCCCUGCCGGCUGCGGGCGCAGCGCGUGGCCUGGCACGCACCCCUGGGCUGGGUGCCGCCUAGGCGGUGUCCGUGCGCGGGCUGCUUUGCCGAGUUGCGAUGCUGGCGACUGCUAUGCAUGUAUGCAGAGGUGCCUGGAGGGCGCGGGGUAGGAGCGGUAUGCGCCAGAGGGGCAUGGCGGCCUAGGAACUGCACGUAGGGCACUGCCCGGGCACCGUGCCACGGCCCGGCCUGGCACACGUUUGUGGCGGUGCUGGCGAGCGCUGUGAAAUAUUAGAUAUACAGUCAUAUGUGUAGGCCAUAUGUCGCACUGGUUGGGCUGCAUUGGGUCAGGCCUCAGGAGUUGUUUUCGCAAUUCUCGCGCGGCCGGCCCGGUCGCGAGCUGCAAAGGCUUGGUCU
Molecule: messenger RNA, 3157 nt
Organism: Chlamydomonas reinhardtii
Lineage: Eukaryota; Viridiplantae; Chlorophyta; Chlorophyceae; Chlamydomonadales; Chlamydomonadaceae
Exons: 18
Coding region: 146-2137 (663 amino acids)
Biological process (GO): lipid metabolic process
Source: RefSeq, a predicted model, not a curated record